This is a messenger RNA of Neoarius graeffei (lesser salmon catfish), 2621 nucleotides long. It is a transcript of the gene drc7, whose product is annotated as coiled-coil domain containing 135. The coding region runs from base 54 to 2534 and encodes 826 amino acids. Gene Ontology annotation, cellular component: motile cilium. The transcript has 18 exons. The record is from RefSeq and is a predicted model, not a curated record. Gene Ontology annotation, biological process: flagellated sperm motility. NCBI's taxonomy places the organism in Eukaryota, Metazoa, Chordata, Actinopteri, Siluriformes, Ariidae.
AGUCUCGUCACCAUGGAAACCGAAAAGCGCUGCUGAUACAAGUUGAGACUGAUAUGGAAGAAGCCAGACUGAACGAGGAGGAGGAGGAGGAGGAGGAGAAAGAGGGAGAGGAUGUCAUCCUGGGAGAGUUACGGGAACUGCAACAGACUCUAGACAAAGUGCAAAUCAAUCUCUCAGCUCCCCACCUGUCAGAGCAGACACCUAAAGCAGACCCGUCUGAAUGUCCUGCCUCAUACACUGAAAACUCGGCCGAAGAGAAGAUGUUGGUGUCCAUGGCAAAAAACCUCCACGCUCAGUACUCCUAUCUCUACCCCGAUCGCAAACCACUGCUACUCUGCCCAGUCAAUGAGUUUGGAGUGCAGAAGUUUGUAAGCACCACGUUGCGGCGUACGCUGAUAUCCUACAGCAAGCUGUAUGACUGGCAGGGCUGUGCUCGUUUCAUCUCUGACUUUUUGACUUUGGAGCUGCUGGAUUGUCCAACAGAAGUGCCGAAACAGCUUUACUCUCCAACAUGGGUGGUGCGGACUCGGAGAGGUACAUGUUUUGAUUUCUCCACCUUGCUGUGCAGUUUAUUGCUGGGUGCAGGCUACGACGCCUACUGUGUCAGUGGCUAUGCUGUCAAAGAGAUGUGCCUGUUCGAUCUGAGCCAGCAGGAAUGUCCACUACUUAAACCUCAGGGCACGGGUGGGAGGAAGAGACGUGAGCAGGAGGACGUGAAUAAGUACAAGGUUGCACCUCCACGAGAACUGAAAAGCAAAUUCCAGCAGGAUCAGGAACAGAAAAUUCAACAGGCGCGUCAGGCAUCGCUCGUCAAACAGCAGAAGGCCAAGGGACUAAACGAGGAAUGUCAUUCAGAUCCUCUGUGGGGUAUGCGGGUCCACAGCUGGGUUCUGGUUCUGGCAGAAAAACGUGACAUAGUGGAGAACUUCUUUAUUGACCCGCUCUCAGGCCAGAGCUAUCCCACGUCUAGCGCGCAUUUCCUCGGCAUCGAGAGCGUCUGGAACCAUGAGAACUACUGGAUCAACAUGCAGGACUGUCGCUUCGGCUGUACGGAGAUGACGUAUGACCUGCAUGAUGUGCUAAAGUGGGAGUACAUGUUAUGCGGCCCCGGGAACUCUUCACUACUAGGAGAAGAACAAGAGGAGCAGGAUGAUGAGGAGACAGACGAGUCUAAGCAUUUUGAAAUGCCUCGGUCUUGGGUUACACAAAUCCACAUCUCAGAAAAAGAUAUGGAAAGUCGUUACCCUGGUGGGUCAAAGGUUAUCCGUUACAGAAGGGCCAUGCUGGAGAAAUUUUCCCCUUAUCUCCUGGAAGAUGGAUUAGUCACAAGACUCACUACUUAUGAUGACCCGGAAUGCACUCAUAUCAACACAGUGAAGGAGUGGUAUGAAAACCGACAGGAUAAGCUCCUAAAGAGGGAACUGAACAAAGCCACCAAUGUUACUACGGAGCAUUUCUCAUCAGGAAGGAGCUUCUAUCUAAAAACUCACACGUACAUGACUCUGGUCCAUCAGACGGAGCACCACAUGGAGUUCUACAGUAAAACUCGAGCUGACAACUUGGUCAGUCGAGUUGAUACACCGACAGGAAUGACGGAGAAAUUUCAGGACCGUUCUGACUUCCUCUAUUACCGGCAUGUCGUUUACGGACCUUUUGAGCCGGCACAAAAACUUGGAGUUCAGCGACCCAUUCAGAAGGUCGUGGUGAAAUUCCAUAGGGACCGAGCCAAACCAGCCAGCAAGGAUGUGGCCGAAAUAAUAUUCCAGAUUUUGCAGAAUCGAAUUGAGGUUACAUACCAUCUAGACGAAGAAAGAAUCAUUCCAGAUUUUGACAUCUUUGAAAAACCUCUUAACCCUGACGUCUUCUCAGACAGCAUGGUGUCCAGCUUUCAGGUGGACCCGCUUGCAAAACCCUCCCCAAAAUCUCACCUGUACCAGACCCUCAUGGUCCUGAUGAAGGAGGAGGAGAAAGUCUUAAUCAGUAUCAAGGACUCUGAGAAUGAAGUGGGGUACAUCCUUCAGGUAAGAGAACAAGAAGAAAGUGCCAUUAUGCUUACGAUCUCCACUUACGACAUAGCUAGGAAUGAGAAGGCACGCCUUCACGUGGAAAACCUGAAGCACCUGGCCCGAAAGAAGCAACUGAGUAAAGAAUACAAGAUUGUGGACAUCUUGGCUCCGUUCCUGGCUCAAAUGGGAGACCCCGCGUACCUGACCAAGCAGCAGGCAGUGCAGGUCCAUGCAGCCUGCCUUGGCAACCUAAAGCAGAGACUUAUAGACAAGGCCAAUCUCAUCCAGGCUCAAUUUGAAAAGGAGACUCAGGAGCUCCUGCAGAAGCAGCAGUGGUACCAGAAGAACCAGUUCAACUUGACAAAACAGGACGAGGAAGCAUAUUUGGCCUACUGCUCUGAAGCCAUGUUCAGGAUCAAAAUUCUUAAGCUGCGCCUCAACCGCCACAAGGACAAAGCCCCACAGAAGUAUCUGGCCCUGGACAAGGUGCUGAGACAAGAUCACAGACUGAUGCAUUACCUGGACUGACACAUGAUAAAAUUGUUAGUUUUGUUUAAGCCAAGUCAAGUUUAUUUGUUUAAGCGCUUUUAACAACAGACAUUGUCGCAAAGCAGC